Messenger RNA from Microplitis mediator, 1296 nucleotides. RefSeq lists its product as uncharacterized. The record is from RefSeq and is a predicted model, not a curated record. NCBI's taxonomy places the organism in Eukaryota, Metazoa, Arthropoda, Insecta, Hymenoptera, Braconidae. The coding region runs from base 1 to 1296 and encodes 431 amino acids. The transcript has a single exon.
AUGGUUGAACACAGCCGACUUAAAAGACAACGCGGUCACAUUCUAGCUACUAUAACUGCCUUAAAAAAUGCAGUUGAUGCGGCAAUAGCAGAUCCAGAACAUCGAAAUAUUCAUUUUAUACAAGCUACUUUAAAUACUACCGUAAAAGCCUUCGAAAAAUUCGACGCAAUUCAAACUGAAUUGGAAGAGGUAGCCGAAGAUGAGAUUGAAAACCGUAUGUCAUAUGUAGCCAGUUUUGAUUUAGAAACAUCUCGUGCGCGAACAUUGAUCCAAAGAUUAACUCCAACUCCCGUGAAUACAGAUAAUGCACAGAGAGCAGUAACGAGCGUAACCAAACCGAAAGCAGCGGUCACAUUACCAACAAUUCCAUUACCGACUUUUGACGGAACUGUCGAAAAAUGGUCAGCAUUUUAUAAUUUAUUUGCAACAUUGAUUGACCAAGAAGAUUUACCACCAGUCAAAAAACUAAAUUAUUUAAGGUUGUCGCUUACUGGGAAGGCGGCAAGCGCGAUUGAAUCCUUAGAGCUUACAGAUGACAACUAUUUAGUCGCAUUAAAUAUUUUGAAAGAAAAAUAUGAAUCAGUCCGUCGGGUAACGCGUCGUCACUGGUCGUUGUUACGCGAAUAUCCAAAAUUGCAAAAAGAUUCAGCUGCCGCAAUUAAUCAAUUGGUAGACACCUUCCACCAGCAUACCAGAGCAUUAGAAAAUUUGAAAGCACCAGUAUCAUCGUGGGAUAUUCCUUUAGUAGAUUUAAUUUUAUCAAAACUUAAUUCAACGACCAUAUGGCAUUGGGAGCUCACUUUGACCGAUGAAAAAGUUCCAUCGUAUAAAAAUCUAUUAAAAUUUCUAGAAAAACGAGCUAGUUGUGGUGACACGUCUCGGUCUAAUGAAACAUCAUCUAAUCCACUACCUCGAAAAGAUAACCAUCAGCAUAAACCAUUUUCUCAAGCACUUCACGUUACAAACAAUUCGAAUCACCAUUACAAUAAGUUUUCGAACAAUAAGAAUGUCGACCCAGCUAUUACCUGCCCUGUCUGCCACGAGCAUCAUUUGUUAUAUACCUGUGAAAAAUUCCGAAAUUUGUCCAUAGAUGACCGACGUAAAGUAAUUAAGGAUACUAAUCGCUGUUACAAUUGUUUUGGAAAAGGGCACAGUAUCAAGUCUUGUACAUCGAAAGCAUCAUGUCAAAUAUGUUCAAAACGUCAUAAUACGUUGCUACAUUUUCAAAGAGAUGAUAAUUUAGCCCAAACUUGGAAUGUUAAUUAUGCAACUACGAGUAAUGAAACACGAGCAUGA